Messenger RNA from Trifolium pratense (red clover), 2370 nucleotides. RefSeq names its product probable pre-mRNA-splicing factor ATP-dependent RNA helicase DEAH2. NCBI's taxonomy places the organism in Eukaryota, Viridiplantae, Streptophyta, Magnoliopsida, Fabales, Fabaceae. The record is from RefSeq and is a predicted model, not a curated record. Gene Ontology annotation, cellular component: intracellular anatomical structure. The coding region runs from base 205 to 2205 and encodes 666 amino acids. Gene Ontology annotation, molecular function: RNA helicase activity; RNA binding; ATP binding. The transcript is spliced from 7 exons.
GGUUUACCCCGUUUUUCCAUUAGUAUACCACCGGUUUAGCCCUAACGUUGGCGAGCGAGGGCCUGCGUGCGUGUUUUCUAGGGUCUUCCUUCAAUUUCACUCUCGUCCCACACUUGUCCUCAAUAUAUUAUUGUGUGUGUGUGGAAUUUGUGAAAGGUAUAUUCUGAUUUGAAACGGUGCCGAAUUGUUAUUAUUAGGGUUUUGAUGGGUACAGAAAGGAAAAGAAAAGUGAGUUUAUUCGACGUCGUUGACGACUCUGCUGCUUCUAAGAUGGUGAAAACCAACGGCAACAGUCUCGUUAAUCACUGGAAUGGUAAACCUUACUCUCAAAGAUACUUCGAUAUUCUAGAUAAGAGGAAAACCCUUCCCGUUUGGCACCAGAAAGAUGAUUUUUUGCAAGUUUUGAAGGAUAAUCAAACUUUGAUUCUUGUUGGUGAAACUGGUAGUGGUAAAACCACUCAGAUUCCUCAAUUUGUUUUGGACGCUGUUGAUUUAGAGACCCCGGAUAAACGCAAGAAGAUGAUGGUUGCAUGCACUCAGCCUCGUAGAGUAGCUGCAAUGUCUGUUUCACGCCGUGUCGCUGAAGAGAUGGAUGUCACUAUUGGGGAAGAAGUUGGUUAUAGCAUCCGUUUUGAGGAUUGUAGUAGUGCAAGGACAGUUUUGAAGUAUCUAACUGAUGGUAUGCUUUUGAGAGAAGCAAUGACGGAUCCACUUUUGGAGCGAUACAAAGUAAUUAUUCUUGAUGAGGCACACGAAAGGACUUUGGCUACUGAUGUGCUAUUUGGUCUUCUUAAGGAAGUUCUUAAAAACAGACCUGACUUGAAGUUGGUGGUUAUGAGUGCAACGCUUGAAGCUGAAAAGUUUCAAGGAUAUUUCUUUGGUGCCCCACUUAUGAAAGUUCCUGGAAGGUUACAUCCAGUGGAAAUUUUUUAUACUCAGGAACCAGAAAGGGAUUACAUGGAGGCUGCUAUUAGGACAGUGGUGCAGAUUCACAUGUGUGAACCUACUGGAGACAUACUUGUUUUUCUUACUGGAGAGGAGGAGAUAGAAGAUGCAUGCCGCAGAAUAUCGAAAGAAGUUGCAAAUUUGGGUGACCAGGUGGGCCCUGUGAAAGCAGUACCAUUGUAUUCUACUCUUCCCCCAGCAAUGCAGCAGAAGAUUUUUGAGCCAGCUCCACCUCCAGUUAAGGAGGGAGGCCCCCCUGGAAGGAAGAUUGUGGUAUCAACAAACAUAGCAGAAACUUCGUUGACAAUUGAUGGCGGAAUAUCCAACAGUAUUGUCUAUGUUAUUGACCCUGGAUUUGCUAAGCAGAAGGUUUAUAACCCUCGAGUUCGUGUUGAGUCUUUGUUGGUGUCUCCGAUAUCAAAGGCUAGUGCACAUCAGAGAUCUGGGCGUGCUGGAAGAACUCAACCGGGGAAAUGCUUUAGACUUUAUACCGAAAGAAGUUUCAAUAAUGAUCUUCAGCCUCAGACCUAUCCUGAAAUUUUGAGAUCUAAUCUUGCCAACACAGUUCUUACAUUGAAGAAACUGGGUAUAGAUGAUUUAGUGCAUUUUGACUUCAUGGACCCUCCUGCCCCUGAAACCUUAAUGCGUGCUUUGGAAGUGUUGAAUUACUUGGGUGCACUGGAUGAUGAAGGUAACUUAACAAAGCUGGGUGAAAUUAUGAGCGAGUUUCCGUUGGACCCUCAGAUGUCAAAGAUGCUUGUUGUUAGUCCCGAAUUCAACUGUUCAAAUGAGAUUCUUUCAAUUUCUGCCAUGCUAUCAGUACCCAAUUGCUUUAUCCGGCCUAGGGAGGCAGCAAAAGCUGCGGAUGAAGCGAAGGCUAGGUUUGCACACAUUGAUGGAGAUCAUCUCACGCUCUUGAAUGUAUACCACGCCUACAAGCAAAACAAUGAGGAUGCUUCUUGGUGCUACGACAACUUCAUUAAUAACAGGGCACUCAAAUCAGCUGAUAAUGUUCGACAACAGCUUGUUCGUAUCAUGGCUCGGUUUAACUUGAAGUUAUGCAGCACAGACUUCAAUAGUCGCGACUACUACAUCAACAUAAGAAAGUCAAUGCUAGCAGGAUAUUUCAUGCAGGUGGCUCAUCUUGAGCGGACAGGACACUACUUGACAGUGAAAGACAACCAGGUGGUAAACUUGCAUCCAUCAAAUUGCCUGGAUCACAAGCCCGAGUGGGUUAUCUAUAAUGAAUACGCCUUAUAAGUAAGGAUCAUGGACAACUCAGGUCCAGUACCGGUAGUAUCAAGUUUAGUAUCAAGUUUAGUAUCAGAGUUUGGUUAACCAUGUAUUAAACCUAAAUUUAUAAGGUAUUGAAGUUGGAUAUCUUCGUAUAACAACAAUAUCAAGUAAUUUAAGGCGCUUUUUUCA